Molecule: messenger RNA, 1093 nt
Organism: Paramecium tetraurelia
Lineage: Eukaryota; Ciliophora; Oligohymenophorea; Peniculida; Parameciidae
Exons: 4
Source: RefSeq, a predicted model, not a curated record
AUGGAAUAUCGAAGAUUAGGAGCCACAGGACUUAAGGUAUCUGCCAUUAGUUAUGGAAAUUGGGUCAAUUCCGAUGACAAAGACACUCAAGAUCGAAAUACCAAGAUCAUUUAGAAGGCAUGGGAAUUAGGAAUCAACUUCUUCGAUACCGCUGAAAUUUAUGGAGAUGGAAAAGCAGAGAUACAUCUCGGUCACGCACUCAAAACACUCAAUGUCUAAAGAUAAGACAUUGUUAUUAGUACCAAAAUUUACGGAGGUGAUGGAAAUGAUUUUCCAAAUUCCAAAUAUUUAUCUAGGAAACAUCUCAUAGAAGGCUUGAGAAACUCUCUAAAAAGAUUGGAUACUCCUUAUGUGGAUAUUGUUUUCGCCCACAGAUAUGAUUAUUAAACUCCUUUGGAAGAAACUUGCAGAGCUUUUGAUUGGAUCAUUAGACAUGGUUUGGCUCAUUAUUGGGGAACAAGCGAGUGGACAGCCUAAUAAAUCCAUCAAGCCAUUGGAAUCUGUGAUCGAUUAUCCUUACACAAACCAGUUGUUGAAUAACCAUAAUACAAUAUGAUGGUUAGAGAUAGAUUUGAAUGGGAAUACGAAAGUGUUUUCGCUUCUGGAUAUGGAUCCACCAUCUGGUCGCCUCUCUACUAAGGUUUGUUGACUGGCAAAUACAAUGACGACAUUUUGGCUGACGGAAGGUUUAACAACUCCGAUAAUAUUUAUGUUAAACACUUUUACCAAUAAAUUCUAGGUGAUCCUGAAAAAAGAACUAAAAUCUAAAAUUAAUUAAAAUAACUAGGUGAAGUAGCCAAAGAGUUAGGAGUCACAUAAGCACAACUCUCUCUCGCCUGGGCUCUUAAGAAUAAGGAUGUAAGCACUGCCAUUACAUCAGCCACAAGACCUGAAUAAUUGGAAGAGACUGUGAAAUCCGUUCAGGUGGUUAAGUUGAUCACCAAAGAAGUUGAACAAAAAAUAGAAUCCAUUCUUUCAAAUAAACCCACUACAUCAUUAAACUUUAAGCAGAUGGCACCUUAUCCCACAAGAAGAGAUUUGUAUGUUUGAGAAUAUACAAUAAUUAUCAUAUAAUAUUAUUAUUAUUAAAGAA